AUGGCCACGUGGCCACGCAGCAUUGAGAGUGACAUCCAUCCCAUGGAGGGGCAGCUGAUUCAGAUUCUAAGCCUGCUCCAGAAGCGAUGGUACGCAGUCAUCCUUGAACCAGUGAUGAUCUCCCACCUCACCUUCCUCCUCUUGGUAUGCCUGACUGCACCCAGCUGGGCACAACGUCCCCAAAUUCAGCUGCGGCUGGUGGGUCCCAAGAGCCAAGCAGGCGAAGGGCGGCUGGAAGUGCUGUACAAUGGGCAGUGGGGCUCAGUGUGUGAUGAUGACUUCAACAUCCAUGUGGCAGGCGUGGCUUGCAGGGAGCUGGGCUAUGAGGGGGCCAUGAACUGGGCCCACAGUGCCAAGUAUGGCCCAGGAGAUGGCCCCAUCUGGCUGGACAACCUGCGCUGCUCUGGCACAGAAAGCUCUCUGGCUGAAUGUGAAUCCAAUGGCUGGGGUGUGACCGACUGCAACCACAAUGAGGACAGUGGGGUAAUCUGCACAGGUCUGCGCCGACCCAACCCUGCUGCUCCACGCAUCCAGUUUCAGGGCUCAAAAGUGGAAGAGGUGCGUAUCAAGCCAAUCCUGGCCCGAGCCAAGUUAAAUUCUCCCAUCACAGAAGGUGCCGUGGAAGUGAAACUCCAGGGUCGCUGGCGCCAGGUGUGUGAUGCCGGCUGGACUCGCAAUAACACUCGAGUGCUCUGCGGGAUGCUGGGCUUCCCCCAUGAAGGACGAGUUGCCACCAGCUUCUACAGGAAACUCUGGAACCAGAAGCUGAAGGAUCCAAGGUCCAGCUUAAAGAGCAUGACUAAGAAGAACACAUUCUGGAUUCACCGGAUCAAGUGCCUGGGCACUGAGGCCCAUCUGGGUGAAUGCAAGCUGCAUGUGUAUCCACCAGCUCGGAUUCAAUCUGCUUGCCCCCGUGGCAUGCAUGCCUUGGUCAGCUGUAUAGCAGGCCCAGAGUUCCAACCCAGGAAAGCCAGGCUGCCUGCCCAAGCCAAGCCCAAAGAGAACCCCCAAGUGCGUCUCCGUGCAGGUGCACAAGUAGGUGAGGGGCGUGUGGAAGUGCUGAUGGGUGGCCAGUGGGGCACUGUGUGUGAUGAAGGCUGGGACCUGCCUGCUGCCAGUGUGGUCUGUCGACAGCUGGGAUAUGGCACAGCACGAGAAGCUCUUUCGGGGGCCCAGCUGGGCCAAGGCCUGGGUCCCAUCCACUUGACGAGGGUGCGGUGCAGGGGCCACGAGCGCUCCUUGGCGGACUGCCGCUCCCAAGAGGCAAGGCAGACUGGGUGCCGCCAUGAAGCAGAUGCUGCUGUUCGCUGUAAUGUGCCCCAGACAGAUGCCCCCCGCCAGGUACGUCUGGCUGGUGGACGCAGUCCAGACGAAGGUGUGGUCGAAGUCCUGAUGCCCAGGGGAAGUGCCUUGCGCUGGGGUGCCAUGUGUGGGGAACACUGGGGCCUCAAAGAGGCCAUGGUCAUAUGCCGGCAACUGGGACUAGGUUUUGCCAGCCAUGCUCACCAGGAGACAUGGUACUGGCAAGGAAAUUCAGAUGCUGCCGAGGUGGUGCUGAGCGGUGUGCGCUGUAAAGGCACAGAACUCUCCAUCCUGCAGUGUCAGCACCAUGGGCCUGUAUACUGCCCAACUGGAGGUGGCCGUUUUGCUGCAGGAGUCACCUGCACCACCCGCACCCCAGAUCUGGUCAUGAAUGCCCAACUGGUAGAGGAGACAGCAUAUCUAGAGGACCGCCCACUGAGCAUGCUGUACUGUGCCCAUGAGGAAGGCUGCCUUUCUGCCUCUGCAGAUCAUAUGGAGUGGCCCUAUGGGCAUCGGCGCCUUCUGCGCUUCUCCUCGCAGAUCCACAACCUGGGCAGGGCCGACUUCCUUCCAAAAACUGGCCGCCAUGCCUGGGUCUGGCACCAGUGCCAUAGACACUAUCACAGCAUUGAGGUUUUUACUCACUAUGACUUACUGACUCUUAACGGCUCCAGGGUGGCUCAGGGACACAAGGCCAGCUUCUGUCUGGAGGACACCAACUGCCCAGAGGGACUGCAGAGGCGUUUUGCCUGUGCUAAUUUUGGAGAGCAGGGCGUGAGCGUAGGCUGCUGGGACACAUACAGACAUGACAUUGACUGCCAGUGGGUGGACAUCACUGAUGUGCCAACAGGGAGCUACAUAUUCCAGGUGGUUGUGAAUCCAAAGCAUGAGGUAGCAGAGUCAGAUUUCUCCAACAAUGUCCUUCGCUGCCAGUGUCAGUAUGAUGGACACCGCAUCUGGCUGCAUGGGUGCCACACAGGUGAUGCGUAUGGUGCCAACAUGGAAUGGGAUGAAGAAGCACAGCAGAGACUGGCCAGCAACCUUGUCUGA
Messenger RNA from Rhineura floridana, 2352 nucleotides. It is a transcript of the gene LOXL4, whose product is annotated as lysyl oxidase like 4. Gene Ontology annotation, cellular component: membrane. NCBI's taxonomy places the organism in Eukaryota, Metazoa, Chordata, Lepidosauria, Squamata, Rhineuridae. The coding region runs from base 1 to 2352 and encodes 783 amino acids. The transcript has 15 exons. The record is from RefSeq and is a predicted model, not a curated record. Gene Ontology annotation, biological process: peptidyl-lysine oxidation. Gene Ontology annotation, molecular function: copper ion binding; protein-lysine 6-oxidase activity.